AUGAGUGAGUAUGAAGAACUUGAUAAUGUUCAAUUUAUCAGACUACUACCACAGGCAACCAGACCCACUCGAGCAACUGAUGGAGCUAUUGGUUAUGAUUUAACAUCAAUAGCCAUGUAUAUAAUCCCAGCUCAAGGAAGAAUGCUAAUCUCCACCGGCAUAGCCAUGGAAAUACCUUACGGACUUUAUGGAAGACUUGCCCCUAGAUCUGGACUUGCUCUAAUACAUGGAAUAGAUGUUGGAGCAGGAGUCAUUGACCCUGACUACAGAGGGGAAGUUAAAGUACUCCUUUUUAAUCAUAAUCAGGAGGAAUUCAUAGUUCGUGCUGGAGACAGAAUCGCUCAGAUCUUAUCAGUAACGGAAUAA
Molecule: messenger RNA, 366 nt
Organism: Camellia sinensis
Lineage: Eukaryota; Viridiplantae; Streptophyta; Magnoliopsida; Ericales; Theaceae
Source: RefSeq, a predicted model, not a curated record